This is a messenger RNA of Aquila chrysaetos chrysaetos, 2681 nucleotides long. RefSeq names its product interleukin 17 receptor E (gene IL17RE). Gene Ontology annotation, molecular function: interleukin-17 receptor activity. Lineage: Eukaryota; Metazoa; Chordata; Aves; Accipitriformes; Accipitridae. The transcript is spliced from 16 exons. The coding region runs from base 87 to 2132 and encodes 681 amino acids. The record is from RefSeq and is a predicted model, not a curated record.
GAGAGCGGCGGGGCCGCACGUGCCGGCGGAGGAAUGCGGCGGGGCCGGCCCGGGGCGGGGCGGGGAGCGGCGGCGGCUCCUCGGCCAUGGGGCGCCCGGUGUCGCUCGCCGUUGCCGCCGCGCUGCUGCUGGUGCUGCCCGGGACCGGGGCCGCCGUCACCCGCCUCCGGGUCUCCGCCAACUUCGAGUGCCGGGCCACCGCCGACAGCACGCUGAGCCGCCCCCGCUGCCACCGCCCGGCCCGGCCCGGGCCCGGGCCCCCGCUGAAGCCGCCCGCCCUGGCGCUGAGCAGGGCCCGGCUGUGCCUGCCCUCGCAGCCCUGCCAGCCCUGCCUGCGGGUGCGCCUGGCCCUCCCCGCCGCAGAGCUCGGUGGUGUCCGUGGGCUGCAGCUCAACUUCCUGGAGCUGGGUUCCAACCGGGCCGGCUGGCUGCAGGUGUGGCGACGGCACCGGGCGCCCGGCAGCUCGCUGUGGCAGGUACGGUUCGACUGCUUCCCGGCGGAGAGCGGGCGGCAGGUCCUCGUCUCCCUCCGCACCAUCCCCGACCGAGGCUUGGCCCUCAGCCGCAGCCGCCUGGUCGUCGCCGAGCCGCCCGGGCCCGUCUUCACCCACGCCUGGGUCCCCGAGGCGCGGGCCAUCGAGGUGUGGGUGCCCGAGGGCCCUGCCCUGAUGGUGCGGCUGUGCCACCAGUUGGCCCUGGAGUGCGAGGAGCUGCCCCGGCCCUUCCACCGGCAGGUGCUGGUGCUGGGGGGCCGCCGCGUGUCCCUGCCGUACGAGUUCCUGGUGCCCUGCCUGUGCGUCGAGGCCUCCUACCCCCACCACGACAGCCCGCGCAGCAAGCGCUGCCCCUUCCGCGACCAGCCCGACGCCUACGGCCCCGAGCUGUGGUCCUCGGUGCGCUUCCACGACUACAGCGCCAGCAGCAAGGACCAGAUGGCGAUGGUGCUGAGCGCCAGCUGCCCCCUGCACCCCCGGGCCACCCUGUGCUGGAGGGAGGCGGCAGCCGAGUCUGCGCCCUGCCACGAUGUCCCCAACUCCACGGCCAGUGAAGAGGAGCAGGCAUACACGCUGGACAAGGUGGACGUGCACCCCCAGCUCUGCUUCCGGUUCUCCUACGGGAACAGCAGCCACGUGGAGUGUCCCCACCGGCCAGAGACCGCCUGGAAUGUCUCGGUGAGCGUCCGGGGGCUGCAGCUGCACCUGCACCUCACCUCCAGCAUCCCCGCAGCCUUCAGCGCAGCCCUCUGCCAGCGCCGUGGCAGGCAGUGCGAGCCCGAGGCCCCCUUCUACACUGUCACACGGCCAGAGGGCUCUGCCCCAGGGGAGCUGGCGCUGCUGUUGCCGGUGCACGUCCUGGGCAGCUGCGUGCUGGUGUGGCGCUCGGAUGUGCACUUUGCUCGGAAGCAGCUGCUCUGUCCCGACGUCUCACGCAGGCACUUUGGGCUGCUGGGGCUGGCGCUGGCGCUGGGGCUGGUGGUGACCGUGCUGCUCUUCAACUGCCGUGGUGCCUGGAGGCCGGCUGACGGUGCCCCAGGCGGACGCCCCGUGCUGCUGCUGUACUCGCCGGACUCGGAGGAGCACCUGGGGCUGGUGUGCGCCCUGGCCGAACGGCUGCGCACGGGGCUGGGCUGCGACGUGCGCCUGGACCUGUGGGAAGCAGGUGGCGUGGGGCAGGCGGGUGCCCUGCCCUGGCUCUACGCCCAGCGGGGCCGCGUGGGCCGCCAGCGUGGCACCGUCCUCCUCCUCUGGAGCCGGGGCAGCGCUCGGCUCUUUCGCCGGUGGCGGGUCGGGGCAGCCGGCGGGAUCCCCGGAGACGCCCACGACAUCUUCGGGGCGGCCAUGGCCUGCCUACAUGGGGAGCUGGGGUCUGCGGGCUGCGGCGGUGGCUGGGUGCUGGCCUACUUCAGCCGGCUCUGCAGCCCCCGCGACGUGCCCCGGCCCCUCCGGCCCCUGCCCACCUACCGCCUGCCCCAACAGCUGCCCGGGCUGCUGGGUGCCCUGCGGGGCAGCCCCCCGGCCCCCCGCCGCUGCCACCGGGGCAGGGUGGGGGGGCUCCUGCACCGGCUGCUGGAGGCGGGGGCCGGGGAGGGCAGCCCCCCACCCCAGCCCCCCGGGGCGGCUGCUGGCACCUGAGCGCCCACGCUGGGGCUGAGCUGGGCAUUGCUGCGAGGCCGGCGGGGCUGGGUGCAGCCCCCCCCCCCACCCGGUGAGGGCAGGGGCCCAUCACGGAGGCGCAGGGCUCGGCUGAGCGCGCCGACCGCGGCGGCAGGAGGGGUGCCCGUGGGAGCCGUGGGUGCCGCGCCGCAGGGUCCCGAGCGGGGCUGGCCCCCGGCCGCAGGAUGUGCCGUGGGGGGCCGGGGCGAGCGUCCCGCCGGGUCCCUCGGGCCGGGAGCGGAGGUGCUGUCCCGGGCAGGGGCAGCUUUAUUUCCACACAGGGACUCGCUUCAGAGCAGAGCCGGGAUCCGGGGAAGCCCCUUGAGAUGGCACAGCAGGGCGAGGGGCCAGGGCGGCGCUGGAAGAAGCCGGGCGGUGGCGGGGGGGGGGGGGGUCUCCCCGCCUUGCCUGGGGCACGGGGGGCCGGCGAGGACGGGUGCUGUGCAGAGCCCGGCCCUGCUCCUCGCUGCCGCGCUGCCACCGGGACCUUGUCUGGGGUGGGAGCAAUAAAGGCACCGUUUCACGCUG